Molecule: messenger RNA, 2193 nt
Organism: Phytophthora megakarya
Lineage: Eukaryota; Oomycota; Peronosporomycetes; Peronosporales; Peronosporaceae
Source: the annotation of a GenBank genome assembly
AUGUCUGCCGGUGGUAUCAAGGAACAUUCGUCCAUGGCCGGGCCUGGACGAAACACAAGUGAAUCCGGGAUUCACAAGAAGAAGCGACGACACAAGCACAAGACGCUACGCAAGUCUCGGUCCCGGACCGAGACUCUUCAAGUCAUGAGCUGGAAGCGCUUCGCAAAGGACCUGUACGAUGGACGCAUCGAUCAGCUAUGCAAUCUUUUGGACCGCGAAAGAAUGACAAGCGAAGCAGAGGAGUUGAGACAACUCUUCGCUGGAAGCGCCACUGAGAGUGAAGAUACUCUCAAGCACAGAGAUGUGCUCACGGACGAGAUCCCUGCGGAGCUUCCGCAGGACAAGGGAAUACAGCACGAGAUUGAUCUCGUGCCGGGGACGAAGUAUUGCUUGACGUGGCAGUGGCCACUGCCGUGGGAGCACGUGAAGACAAUCAACGACUUCUUCGAAAGUCGUCGCAAGGCAGGACAAGUGGGGAAUCAAAGUCCCCGCACAGCGCACCAACACGCCGAUCCCCGACAAGAUGUCAUCAUCGAUUCGAUAUCCAAGAGCACCAUCUACAGUGCUCUUGAUCUGAGAGACGGGUUCUAUCAGAUCCUUAUGCGACUGAAGAACGCCCCUGCGACCUUCAAUAGCCGGGCUGUGAACGAGAAUACAGACGUCGAGAUGCACAAGGAGCAUCUCCGGGAACUGCUUGGGCUCAUGCGCAAGCAGAAGCUCUAUGCGAACCUGAACAAGUGCAUCUUCGGUGCGAGUGAGAUACCCGUGCUAGGGUGUCUCGUUGGAAAGAAUGGCGUACGCCCUGGCCCCGAGAAGGUCAGAGUGAUCAAUGAAUGGCCUACGCCAUCCAACGUUAAGGAGCUGUGGCAGUUUCUUGGCCUUGCCACGUACUUGUGCAAGUACGUGGACAACUACGCAGGCAAGAUUCGCCCGCUGUCGCAGCUUCUGAAGAAGGAAGCUGCGUGGGAACGGAUUGCUGAGUGUCAGCAGGCGUUCGAUGCAGUCAAUCCCAGCUUGACUGAAGCGCCGAUCUUGGCUGUGGCCGCCCAAGAUCGUCUCUUUCACGGAGAACUCCUUGCCAUGAAGUACGCACUCGCGAAGUUCCGAGUGUACUUACUCGGCAACACGCCGUCCGUGGUCUAUACGGACCACGCGUCGUUGCGGACGGCUGUAAAGUCUCCGCACAUCUCGCAACGAAUGGCGAGAUGGUUGUCCUUCUUGGCGGAGUACAACUUCCGGACAGUCGACGUCAACCGGAUUGGCGUCGCUCGGACAUAUACACCGUCGUCGUCCUUGUUGGACGAGGUGAAGGCCGCGUAUGCGCAUGACGCAUUCGCAAAACAGCUGAUCGAGUUUCUCUCAGCUCCUUCCGACAAAUCACAUGACAAUGCGGACCGCAUUGUCGUGCCGAAUGAUCCUGACCUGCGCAGCAGGAUCAUGUACGAGUAUCACGAUGUCCACACGGCAGGACAUCCGGGACGUGAGAAGACAUAUUCUCUUCUCACGAGAGACUUCUACUGGAACCACCAGUACAAGUGGGUGCGCAAGUACGUACGUACUUGCGAUGUUUGCCAGCGAGUGAAGCCUGCACCUCACUCGCAGGCUCCUCUGCAACCACUGCCGACUCCGUCGGAGUGUUGGGACUCCGUUUCGAUGGACUUCGUGUUUGGUCUUCCGCGCGAUUCCAGGUGGAAGACUGGUAUUGUGAUCUUUGUUGACCGCUUCAGCAAGCUGGUGCAUCUCGCUGCUGUCGCAGCGGAGGUGACCUCCGUACAGACGGCACGCCUGUUCGUCGACAUGGUGUUCAAGCACCAUGGCAUGCCCAACAACUUUGUGUCGGACCGCGAUCCGCGCUUCAAGGCGCGUUUCUGGCAAGAAGUGUUCACACUUCUUGGAACGCAGUUCUCAAUGUCGACUGCGGAUCAUCCGCAGACGGACGGGCAAACCGAGCGCGUGAACCGCGUGCUCGUGGACUUGCUGAAGAGCUACGCCCAGUCGUUCCACAACUGGAGCGACUACUUGCCGAUGGCCGAGUUCGCCAUCAACAACACAGUGCAUGCCUCGACUGGGCAUACACCGUUCUUCGUGAACGCCAUGCGGCAUCCACGCCGUCCGAGCACGCUCGGGGCGGUGGAUUCCUCCUUAAGUGGGGGGAUCUACGGUUGCGCUCGAACUACCGCAGAAUACAGCUGA